AUGAUUCAUAUUGGUAGAGAAGCGUUCGAAAUGUCAACUUUACUAGAGAGGACUAACAGCGUCCAAGAAUUAAAGAAGAGAGCUGCAGGGAACACAUCCGCAAAUCCCGCAGAAGUCGCAGAAGCAAAGAAAGUGCUAAAGAGAGUCUACAGUUGGGACGAAAUUCCAGAAUGGCAAAGGGAUAAUGACUUUAUUUUGCAUGGGUACGUGAAGGAAACUAGUAGUUUUGUUGAUACUUUCAAAAGUUUAUUCUACAUGCAUAAUGAAAGUGUCAAUAUUUAUUCACAUUUAAUCCCCGCAGUCGGGUUUCUCACAGUUCUGUUGCUAGAUAAAACGACUAUUACAGUGUUUGAGACUACCACAUGGCUUGAUCAUAUGAUGAUUGACCUAUUUUUUUCGGGGGCAUUUGCAUGUUUGAUACUGAGUAGUUCCUUUCACUGUUUCAAGAGCCAUUCCUUGAGAAUUGCUACUUUGGGUAAUAAGCUGGACUAUCUCGGUAUUUGCAUAUUGAUUGUAACAUCCAUGGUCAGCAUUUUAUAUUACGGUUACUACGAUAAAUUCCCCGUAUUCUGUUUAUUUGCGCUUAUUACUCUCAGCUUUGGUGUUGCAUGUAGUGUAGUUUCUUUGAAAGAUAAGUUUAGGAAAAGAGAAUGGAGACCUUAUAGAGCCGGACUAUUUGUUUGCUUCGGAUUAUCUUCGAUUGUUCCGAUUUUUAGUGGCCUUUACUAUUAUAGUUUUUCAGAAAUCUGGAAUCAAAUUCAACUAUUUUGGGUGCUGCUUGGAGGUGGUUUAUAUAUAAUCGGUGCCGUCCUUUAUGGGAUGCGGUUCCCCGAGAAGGUUUAUCCUGGCAGAUUUGAUAUCUGGGGACAUUCUCAUCAACUCUUCCAUUUUUUGGUUGUUAUCGCAGCCUUAUGUCACAUGAGAGGUGUGUUGAAUAGUUAUGAGUUAGUCCAUAUAAAGAUGCAAAAUGGAAUUGUCUCAUAG
Molecule: messenger RNA, 984 nt
Organism: Saccharomyces eubayanus
Lineage: Eukaryota; Fungi; Ascomycota; Saccharomycetes; Saccharomycetales; Saccharomycetaceae
Gene: IZH2
Product: PAQR-type receptor
Exons: 1
Coding region: 1-984 (327 amino acids)
Cellular component (GO): membrane
Molecular function (GO): signaling receptor activity
Source: RefSeq, a predicted model, not a curated record